Molecule: messenger RNA, 2834 nt
Organism: Struthio camelus australis
Lineage: Eukaryota; Metazoa; Chordata; Aves; Struthioniformes; Struthionidae
Source: RefSeq, a predicted model, not a curated record
CCAGGUGCUGGCAGUUCCAGGGGAGCAUGGCUAACACCUGCCAGGCAUGGGCGCUUCGCACUCAAGAGCGCUUGCGGAAGAUAAGACCAGGGGCAAAAUUACUCUUCCAAAGAAUAACCCCCUCAGGAUUUCUGGUAACAUGGCCUUUGACCCUAUCAUGGCCUCUAAUGUAAAAGUCAUCUUCCUGUUUCUUUGGUCGCUUCAGUAUGGAGAGGGACAAGUCAAUGUACAGCAGAGACCUCCAAUCCAGGUUGCACUACUCAAGGAAGAAGUAUCUAUCCCCUGCAAGGUCACCUUCCCAUACAUGAUGAAAUACACCAAAUUUUCAAUCUUCUAUUACUGGAUUAACCCAGUGGGCAAGAAAACAUUCAUCAGUAGUAAGUCAAUGGAGAUACACAUCCCUCCCGGAGAAGAGAAUCGGACCACUACCCAAUCUUACAAUCUCAAACUGAAGCCACUUGAAAGCACCUCUUUUACUGGCACGUAUUACUGUGAGGUCAAAUGGAAUGACAUCGUGAAAAUGGGAAGAGGAGUAUUUGUCCUUGCUAGAGAUACAGGGUACAUACAGACCUCUUACAGGUGGGAAAUCCUCAUUACUCUUACCACUCUCCUUGCUGCAUUGAGCAUCACUGGAACAGCUCUGCUACUGUGGAAAAGAAAGGUGGUGUGUCCUGGAAGGAACCAGCUCCUAAAUACCCUGAGACACAAGGUGGAAACUCAGCCCCCUUCGGCCAGCCCAGCACCGGCUACUCCCACCUAUGAUUGUCUGGAUUCGCAGCAAGUUGAUGUCUAUUCUGUCCUUGGGAGCAACACAGACAAGCCAUCAUGCAGAAGGAGUCCUCCAGGGAAGACACCUAAGAAGCAAGAAACUCUAGAAGAAUCCUUUGAUACAUUGUAUGAGAAUAUCUAACAGGGAAAAACUGACCCUGUGUGGACCAGACAUCUUUCUGUAAGACAGAACUACUCUCUUACAUCCUCAGUUCUCUGCAAAGACCCACAGCGACUUCAGGGCACAGCCCCGGGGGACUUCUGAAUCCUUGGCUCCCUCCAAACUGCCCUUCAUUAACAACAGAAUACAGCUGUUCAGAUCCCACUGGGGCUCCGUCUCCGUUGAUGCGGCACAGCUAUUUUGCAGCAAAGCCAUUUGAUGCAAAAGAAAAGCUAUUUUUGUCAAGCAUUCACACGCUGUGUCUUAGAAAUGGUGCAGAUGGGAUUUGUGCAGGUUUCUCUCACCUGGCCUGGUUGAAAUACUUGAAACCUGAUCAUCUGUAAGUGAUAGCACAAUCCAGAGACCUCCCUGCUUCCUGGCCUGAUCUUCCAAUCCUGACCUGCAGCAGUCCAUCUGAUCCUGUGCCAAAGGGCUUUUCCUGACGUGGCCAUCAGGCCUUCACACAUAGUUUAACCGAGAUCCAAGCAUCCACCUGCCUAUUUUUCCUUUCCCGGGAACCCCAUGGCGAAACAUGCUUUCUCAUAAUCUGCUAAUCCCAUCAAGUAGUCACAGAUGCCUGCUGUGACCAUACCCAGCCGACUCAAAUCAGUGCCUCCAAGUAAAUGCUUUCCUUUCAGCGAUAUCAGCAGUAUAUGGUGAGGAAUGGAUGUAUGAACAGAGAUAAAAAUGGAGAAAAAGAAGGCAGAGAAAAUAUCCCUGCCUGGGGACAUGUCUCUGUGGCAGUGCCCUUUCCAGAACAAAGUCCUUGGAGGGAGUCCCUGAGGAAACUCCCUCCCUGGGGUUGCGUAAACCAGGCGGCUCUGGGGCCAGGUUCCAGCCUAGAGAAGCUCAAACUGAGCUCCCCAACUUCCUGACCUUGGCAAUGGGUGCUGCUACCUCUAGGGAUUUUGCUGGCUCAGUGGGAGCAGACGUGGUACCUCUGCCCCAGCAGAAUCAAUGGGUUUGUCUUUGGCUUCAUCUGGCCAGUGUUUCCCAAGAAGGGUAUAUAGCCCCCUUUUUCUCCCACUUGCAUCAUUUGGCUGGAUAGGUCUGUUUUGAAACUCACAAUGACUGGUGUGAGGGUGGAGGCCCUAGAUGGGAGUUUUCUGUCCCAGCUCUUCUCUCCCCUGUUAGCUGGCACUUGCCUACCAUUUGUGCUGAUGCAUAUUUUAGUUCUGAUAGGGAGGAGGUUACGUUAAAUAUCCGUAUAACGUGAUCAAACUAGCGGAUCAAAAAGCUGAGGCUGUUUUAUCUCAGUUUAAAAACAACAAAAUAACAACCAAACAAAACCAACUCCAAAUAAGAAUAUGUGGCAUAACCUGAGAAGGAUCACAGAAACCUCUUUAAAGAAGAAGAUCAAAUUAAAACUGAGCUGCAGGGUCGUAGGACCCUCUCUAGUUGAAGAUAAUGUUGCUAUGCAUCAGAGAUAGAGACUAUGGAAAAUGUCUCCGGGGCCUCCAACCUUCCUAUACUAUGUUUAAAGAGAUAAUCCGCUUAUUGCUUUGCUCUUUUUAUUAGAAGAGAUUUCAAACAUGGAAUUUGGACUUUCUUUAACCACAAGAAAAUGCUUUCUCUCUUCCCAAUGUUGAGGAAUGCAUUGCAGAAAGAGCAAUGAAUAGACAGCAUGGCUUAUUAGACCCAUUUUCUAGUUCUUAAAUGAUCGUGAAAAUUAUAAAUAAAUAUUUUUGAAUUUAGUGUUUACUAGUAUGACCAGAGGAGCAUAAAUUAGGAGAAAACAUUUGUAUUCACAGAAGGAUUCAUGGAGGCUGGCAUAGGUAUAACGAUUACUUUCCUUAAUGAAUUUGAAAAAUAGUGGAGGUGAAUUAUGAAUAUAUUGCAGUAUGGCAAUUAAUUAUUCAGAAGAAGCUGAUGGAUUAGAUGAAGAAUUAAAACUUUCAAAAUAAUA